This is a messenger RNA of Sinocyclocheilus grahami, 1170 nucleotides long. It is a transcript of the gene tbxta, whose product is annotated as T-box transcription factor Ta. The transcript is spliced from 8 exons. Bases 4 to 1170 code for a protein of 388 amino acids. Gene Ontology annotation, molecular function: RNA polymerase II cis-regulatory region sequence-specific DNA binding; DNA-binding transcription factor activity, RNA polymerase II-specific. NCBI's taxonomy places the organism in Eukaryota, Metazoa, Chordata, Actinopteri, Cypriniformes, Cyprinidae. The record is from RefSeq and is a predicted model, not a curated record. Gene Ontology annotation, cellular component: chromatin; nucleus. Gene Ontology annotation, biological process: somitogenesis; cell fate specification; mesoderm formation.
AAUAUGUCUUCCUCGAGUCCCGACCAGCGCCUGGAGCACCUCCUGAGCGCCGUGAAGAGCGAGUUUCAGGAGGGCAGCGAGAAGGGCGACGCGUCGGAGCGGGAUAUUAAAAUUUCCCUAGAAGACGCGGAGCUAUGGGGCAAAUUUAAAGAGCUCACCAAUGAAAUGAUUGUCACUAAGACUGGAAGGCGAAUGUUUCCCGUGCUCAGAGCCAGUGUCGCCGGUCUGGACCCCAACGCUAUGUACUCGGUCCUGCUGGACUUCGUGGCGGCCGAUAAUAAUCGGUGGAAAUAUGUGAACGGUGAAUGGGUGCCGGGAGGGAAACCUGAACCGCAGAGCCCGAGCUGCGUCUACAUCCAUCCAGACUCACCCAACUUCGGCGCACACUGGAUGAAAGCGCCCAUCUCCUUCAGCAAAGUCAAACUCUCCAAUAAACUCAAUGGAGGAGGACAGAUUAUGUUGAACUCUUUGCACAAAUACGAGCCCAGGAUUCACAUAGUGAAAGUCGGUGGGAUCCAGAAAAUGAUCAGCAGUCAGUCUUUUCCUGAGACUCAGUUUAUUGCGGUCACAGCUUAUCAGAAUGAAGAGAUCACAGCUCUGAAGAUCAAGCACAACCCAUUUGCCAAAGCCUUCCUGGAUGCCAAAGAAAGAAGUGACCACAAGGACGUCCCAGACCACAGCACUGACAACCAGCAGUCUGGAUACUCGCAACUUGGUGGCUGGUUCCUGCCCAGUAAUGGGGUUACUACCCAGGAAGUUGGUUCUUGUGUUGUGUUUGUAGAUAACUACAUGGACAACUCUUCAGGAGGUUUCGCUUAUCAAGAUAGCUGGUCGCCCCUGCAGAUGCCCAACUCCAGUGGCAUGGGCACCCUGGCCCACACCACCAACACUACCUCCAACACCAGCCAGUACCCAAGCUUGUGGUCGGUCGCGGGGACGAGCCUCACCCCCUCGGGCUCAGCAUCGGGGUCCAUCACGGGCGGCCUGACGUCUCAGUUCCUGCGCGGUUCCUCGGUGUCCUACUCGGGGCUGACCUCCUCUCUGCCCGUGUCCUCUCCCUCCUCGAUGUAUGACCCGGGCCUGAGCGAGGUCGGCGUGGGAGACGCUCAGUUUGAGAGCUCCAUCGCCAGGCUUACAGCGUCCUGGGCGCCUGUGGCACAGAGCUACUGA